Sinocyclocheilus anshuiensis is the source of this 4229-nucleotide messenger RNA. Its product is annotated as retinoic acid-induced protein 2-like. Lineage: Eukaryota; Metazoa; Chordata; Actinopteri; Cypriniformes; Cyprinidae. Gene Ontology annotation, cellular component: nucleus. Bases 334 to 2046 code for a protein of 570 amino acids. Gene Ontology annotation, biological process: animal organ development. The record is from RefSeq and is a predicted model, not a curated record. The transcript is spliced from 2 exons.
CGGCUCUACGGCUACAGACAAGCGUCACACCGACACAUCCGUCGCGCUUUACAGUGAAACGCUAAAACGCGCGACACAGGCCUGCGUCCGCAACCCUAAACCGACACAUAGCGGAUUGUUCGCGUCUCAUAUGAGGCACACGAGCAGCCAAACCCUUCCAGAGGAAACCGUCGAGUGCUUAAUGAAAGCGAUCGAGCGACUGACCGGGAAGAAAACGAGGAAAAUCCAGGAAUAAUGCACGACUCCGAGGGUUUGUGCUUCCAUCUGAUUUGAAGAAAACCAUGAAAUCCUCUACUUGCAGCACCUGAAACAGAUUUACAUAAUCAAGACACAAUGGAAGAGCCGUACAAAGAUUCUGUAGCCGUAGACAUGGCAAACCCUCAGGAAGAGGUCUGCAAUAGUGGAGCCGCUGCCACUGAUGCAGUUGGGAAAAUCGAAGGGGAAGCCACUCCAAUUAUUCCAACUGAGACAUGGAAUGUCAGCUCUCCAACUAUCACAAAGCGAUCCCUGUCGCCCCUGCUAACAAUACAAGCCACACCGGUGGUGACCCCGGCUGCAGAGUCUCCCAACGGUGUUGCCCUGAAGGUUGCUACAACUGUGCUUCAGCCAAUCUGCUUGGGGGAGAGUCCAGUGGUGUUGCCAAUCCUUGCUGGCCCAGCUGCCCCUCAAGUUGGACAAUCAGGGGCUACUUCAUAUCUGAUGACUAGUCAGGGUCCUGUGUCCCUACCUCUGGUCUUGGAACAACAAGUCCUCCAACAUUUGAAUCCUCAGUUGCUUCAACAAACAGCAACUUGUCCUGCCCUGCCGCUACAGAACAGCAUCCUGUGCCAGAACCCUUCUCUUGCUCUUGGAGCACCUCCAAUCCUGGACCAGAAAGGCACAAGUCCAGUGUUGGAUACCAGUCUACUGACUCUUCUUCAGAACCCUAACUUUGCAGCCAUCUUGCAGGACCUCUUCCCUGGCCAGGGGAACUCUUCUCCAACUCGUCACCCAGCAUCUUCCCCGCAGGUCGACCUUGCCUCUGCGUUUCUUCCUCUUCCGCCUCUCUUGCACCCCUACAGCUCUCCACUAGCCCCUCUGGUGCCACCAGCCACCCUGCUAGUCCCUUAUCCUGUUGUAAUCCCACUUCCAGUGCCUCUUCCAAUCCCAGUGCCAAUCCCUGUCCCGGUCUCCAUGUGCAAGGACUCCAAGAUAGAGAUAGACCGCCCUAAACCGGCUUGUACUUCUAGCAAAAGCACCCAGACUUCACCUAGUGACAUCUGCCCUCACUUGACAUUUACCAGCAAGGAAAUGGCAGUAGUCCAACAGCCUCUUCGCUCUUGCUCGUCCCCUGUAGUGACAGACGGAGAAGUGCUAGAUUUAUCCAUAAGGGCGCCUCAACCUUCAAUGCAUGUUGAUGUUCCACAAGGGAUCCAGCCGUUUCAGCAAGACCGUGUCCUUGAUUUGUCUAUACCUAGUACAAGAAAGACAUGCAUCCAGACUUGUAGCAUGUAUGGGCCAUUGGCCCCGGAGCGGGAGAGGGUGUGCCACAUGGUGGACGAUGUUAGCAGUGGGGCUUUGGCUCUUGGGGUUCUACGGCCAGUAGACUGCACACCAAAGCUAGAUACCAAGCUGCUAAGUGGUUUAGCAUCUCUAGAGUUCAGCAGACAGCACAAGUGGGUGGUAGACAGCGGUCACGGCAGCGCAGUGGCUGGGGCGGUACGUAACUCUGCACUCACCGGAAGUGGCAACAUCGAGAUCGUCAGCACAUCGCAGACAGCCAAAGUCAUUGUGUCGGUCAAAGAUGCCAUGCCUGCCAUUUUCUGCAGCAAGCUAAAAGGAUUGUCAGGCGUUUCUACAAAGAACUUUUCCAUAAAACGUGAUGCCAGUCAGGGGGGCUUCGCAACAAUGCCCAGGGUCCCGGGGGAUCAGCGAGGAGAAUCCAGUGACCCGCUCAAAAAGAUCUCUAAAAACAGAGGCAUCAAACUGAAGAAAGUAAGCUCCCAGGAGAUUCAUAUACUGCCCAUAAAGAAGCAGCGACUGACGGCGUUUCUACCUAGAAAAUAACAUAUGCUCUUGCUUUCAGAGGGAGAAGGGAAAACCAAGGACAUAAGCAAUGAAACCGCUUCUGAGGUGUAGCUAGGUAAAUAACUACAGUGAUUGGUCUGAGAAAUAUAUAUAACCAGGGUAUGAUGAUGCUAAAUGCAUUCCUGGCAGAAAUAAGCCCUAAAGCUUUCUCUCCAAGCUGUCCAAAUGAUUUAGACUGAUGCAGGGUGCCUCUGGUCUGACGGUUGGCGUUUGAUCCAUUCAUUAUUAAGCAAUCAGACGAAGUCAACAGGAAAAUGCUCCAAGUAAAAGAACCAAUCUGAACUGGCUAAACUGCGCUACUACUGAUAUCCUUUAGCAUUUUCAGCAUUAAUGCCAGAAUCGAAUCCCUUCCUAUGCAUUUAGAUUUUUGGUCACACGUCCUCAUGAAUGAUUCAUUACGCGUAAUCUGCAUUUUCAUUAAUAUGCAUGAGAUCUGUUUUGAAACCUGGCCAGCUGUCAGUGAGAAACACAACGUGCAGCACUGACAGAUUCUCUUCUCGCUAAUAUGCUUUUGCUGAAUUCUUGCUCUCCUCUCGCUGUUUACACUUGGAGUGCAAGACGUUUCCCAUUUUUGGUCCUAAUGAACUGUAGAAGGGAACCGUGACCUUUUGCUUCCCUAAUCACUGUAUUAAUCAGUGGGGCAUUGGAGUGGAGCAUCCUCUUUGAAGAACAGGAGGGGUAAGCAGUUAGCAUGGCAGCCUGAUAAUGACUUGGCAAAGCCCAGACCUCGGUUUCAUUAAGUCUGAUGAUUGGAGGAAAUGGUUGUCAGUGGCAACAAAGCAUAAUUUUCAUCAUCCUCCCUUCGGGGGGCAAAAAGCCUCCCUCCACCCACCUACCCCAAACUAAAUUAAAACUAAAUAAUCAUCAGGGGUUUGUCCCUAACGACAACAAAUCUGAGUGAAAUGGCUUAUUAAUGCUGUUUUUGUGGCCUCGUGGUCAUUUUUUAGAUUAUUGUCAGCCAGCUGUGUGAACACACAAGGAGAGUUUCACUUGCAAGAGUGUACAGAUUUUAAUGAUAUUUAUAAUGACGAUCUUAAUAAACCUUCAGUGUUUUAGAUGAAAUAUUGCAGACAAUGGACGUAAAGAGUUAAAAAUCAAGCAUCUAUCCCUCAGCAAGCAGUAAGAUCAUUUUUCCUUCACGGUUGAACCUGGUUUUCUUUAUACAUGUUACUGGACAUAUUGUGCGAAGUCCAUCAGUGUAUGUUAUUCCCUGUUUUUUGUAAUCUUUCAUGAAAAUAAAAAAGCUUUGUAGGUGAUGUCAGCAAGGUUGCACAAGCAAUUGGCUAAUAUUAAGGCUAUUGGGUCACUGUUUUAAGCUACUGUUGUGGGUAAUGCAGUAAUCUUGUAAUAGAUAAUGCAACUAUUUAAUGCCAAGUAACAUUACAGGAAAAGAGGCUACGGCAAUAAUAGCAAAUGAUGAUAGAAUUGAAAGUGUUACCAUUUGAAUAUGUGGAGAUGCUCUUGAGGGUGAACUUGACCUUUAGUCCCAAUCAAAACGCCUCUUCAUAAGUGUGUGCUGGUUAUAUUUACAAUCCACCGCAAACUCCCCUUUAGGUUUGGCUUCAUUCCCCCGCUUUUCAUGAUCAAAUACACCUCUGAUGGAUAAAAUCAAGUGCCACCCUACUUUCUUUUUUAACUUUAAACCUUUCAUUAAGAAUUUGGAUUAUGAAUGCUGCUUUAUGAAUGCACUAAAUCUGUGUAAAUCUUUGUUGCUUUCAUGUGGCUGGUGGUUUGAUUGAUAGCACGAGGGCGUGUUUCGAAACGCAGGUUUCCACCCUCUCAUUAACCUUCUGAUCAUCCCAGCCAGUUUAGUAAUACUUAUUAAAACCCUGGUACAGUUGACAGACACCAGGUCACAAACUGAAUACUGAAUCAGAUACAUUAGCCCUGUGAGUAUGUUUUUAUAGCACAUGUCAUCCCAGUAUCAAAAGAAAAUACACAUAAUAUAUAUAUAUCUCCUGUUUUUAGAACCUUUUUUGCAUUGUGACAUUUUCGUGACUACUAAACACAUUUUCCCUUUUUGUUGUAAUGUCUGGAGGGUUAUAUAAUAUAUAAAAUGUUCAUAUUAACAUUAAUAUAAAGUUAUAAUACUGUCACAAUGUAUAAAUCCCGUACAAUUUAAAUUGUUACUUUUUUGUGCAUUCAUAAUAAUGAGAAUUUGG